CGGAGGAGGUUCUAAGAUGGCGUCGCCUCCUCAGGGGGGCCCGAUGGCGAUCGCCAUGCGGCUGCGGAACCAGCUCCAAGCCGUCUACAAGAUGGACCCGCUCCGGAACGAGGAGGAGGUGAAGGUGAAGAUGAAGGAGCUGAACGAGCACAUCGUGUGCUGCCUGUGCGCCGGGUACUUCAUUGACGCCACCACCAUCACCGAGUGCCUGCACACCUUCUGCAAGAGCUGCAUUGUCAAGUACCUGCAGACCAGCAAGUACUGCCCCAUGUGCAACACCAAGAUCCAUGAGACACAGCCCCUGCUCAACCUCAAGCUGGACCGUGUCAUGCAGGACAUCGUCUACAAGCUGGUGCCUGGCCUGCAGGAGAGUGAAGAGAAGCGGAUCCGGGAAUUCUACCAGUCCCGCGGCCUGGACCGGGUGACACAGCCCAGCAGCGAGGACACGGUUGGGGGCGACCCCCUGGGUCUCCCCUAUAGCACCUUCGACCACUCCCGUGCCCACUAUUUCCGCUACGACGAGCACGUCUCGCUCUGCCUGGAGAAGCUGAGCUCCAGCAAGGACAAGGGCAAGGUCGUGCUGCAGCAGAAGUACGUGAGGUGCUCUGUGCGGGCGCAGAUCCGGCACCUGCGGAGGGUCCUGUGCCACCGCCUGGAGCUGCCGCUGCAGCACGUGCAGAUCCUGUUCAACAACGAGGCCCUGCCCGACCAGAUGACCAUGAAGCAGCUCUGGCUCUCACGCUGGUUCGGCAAGCCUGCACCCCUCCUGCUGCACUACAGCAUCAAGGACAAGAGGAGGUAGGGGCUGGGGGUGGGCGCUGCCCCCCCAGAGUGCAGCCCUUCUCCUGCCCCUCCACCCCACUCCCCCUAACUUAAUGCCCCCCUUGGUCGAGUUUAUUUUUUGAAUAAAAUGAGAAAAUCUC
This is a messenger RNA of Apus apus (common swift), 923 nucleotides long. RefSeq names its product polycomb group ring finger 1 (gene PCGF1). The coding region runs from base 17 to 802 and encodes 261 amino acids. The record is from RefSeq and is a predicted model, not a curated record. Gene Ontology annotation, cellular component: PRC1 complex. Gene Ontology annotation, biological process: negative regulation of transcription by RNA polymerase II. The transcript has 9 exons. Lineage: Eukaryota; Metazoa; Chordata; Aves; Apodiformes; Apodidae. Gene Ontology annotation, molecular function: promoter-specific chromatin binding.